AUGUUCCGAAUGAGGCCACGGCUCUUUCUUUUUCGAAUACCCUUUCGUGCCAGUCAUUCUUUUUCCCAGAGCGAUGCCAACAACGUAAAUGUUCGCCAUGUGAGAUUUAAACGACCUUGGUUUAAAAAGUUUGUUACUACAUGUCUGCUAUAUGGGACCGCAUUUCAUAUCUGGGGUUCUUUUGUCCUUGGGGAAUACGAUAAGAUGCUUGAAAGCGCACCAGAUGAGGUUCUUCCCGAGAAAGACGUACCAGAAAAUAAAGUUACGGCCACUGAACGAACUGUGCGCCGUCCGGAGGAGGCUGCGGCCUCAGAUCCUUUUUUCAUUCCUUUGGGUUGGCCGCGCCUGCGUGAAGGCAAGUUCUAUUCCUCGUCGGACCCGGAGUGGAGAGAGUUCGUUCGUAUGUCUCGGGAUGGAAGGAAGCUCGAGUCGCUGAAAGAUGACCUAGCAACCAUAGCUCUGCGCAAUGCAUCCGCAUCAAACAUACUUCUUCAACUUCUUGGUGGACCGCUGACCAUGACCGGUUUCUGGCUCGUUCACCACUUCCCGUCUCGUGCCCCACCUGAAUAUGCAUUGUCAGGGUUAGAAAUAGCUGAUACUGAACUUUCGUGGGCCGUGAGACCGGUGUCCUCAGAUACCGGUGAUCGUAUCCGAAAAUGCAUGAAGCCUCUCUUUGUGGCACUCGCUGCAAGAGACGCAUAUCUUGUCUUAAUGAAAAGACAGCUUUCGCGCAUCGGUUUCCAGGUGUCUGAUAAAAUUCAAUUCGGCACUGAUUCACUGGUCAUGCCGCCAUCCGGGACCGGGUUUACAGGGCUCAUUGACGGUUCCGCUGGUUUUCACAAAACGGGGUCUCAACUAUCUUUUGCGGAUGAGCCCCAUGGGAGAGUAACACAGCAAAACAACCUAUGGCUGAAUCCCUCGUCAAUUCUAUCCUCUCUUCAAUGGUUACCUCUGCCGAAUUUAGGUCCCGAGUCGGAUCUGCGUGCGGCUGCAGUAGCUUUUAAAUGGCGGUUACAUGAUUGCUGGGCUCGCGAGUUGCGCACUCCCCGCCGCGGCACCUUCUUUAUCGUCGGUCCAGUUGGUCUCAAAGGCCCCAAAGGAUUCUGUAGGAUCGAGGUUCGGGGCGAGUACGACCCGUCGACUUCUCGCUGGACGCAUGUUUCUAUGCAACUCAAAGACUUGAAUAUCUUCAAGCAGAGAGCUCUUGGUAGCCGAUGA
This is a messenger RNA of Aspergillus viridinutans, 1218 nucleotides long. RefSeq lists its product as uncharacterized. The record is from RefSeq and is a predicted model, not a curated record. The coding region runs from base 1 to 1218 and encodes 405 amino acids. The transcript is spliced from 4 exons. NCBI's taxonomy places the organism in Eukaryota, Fungi, Ascomycota, Eurotiomycetes, Eurotiales, Aspergillaceae.